AUGAGUCUGUUGGAGAGUCCGUUCAGUCUGUACUUUAAGGUCCACGCCAGUAAAGACAGGAUGGAAACUUUUCUACAACAGCUGACCCGUGGUAAAGCUCUGUUCCUCAUCUUCAUUUUGGGAAUUGGAGGAAGCUUUCAAACUGGCUACCACAGUACUGAAUUGAGUUCUCCAUCACCGUACAUUCAGCGCUUCAUCAACAGCACCUGGUACCACAGAUAUGCAGAGCCUCCACCUCCACAGACGAUCACGAUCAUAUGGUCCCUCAUUGUUUCCAUGUAUGCUGUCGGGGGAUUCUUUGGUGCCUUCAGCGUCAAAUUGAUCACCGGCACCCUGGGAAGAAAAAAGGCGAUGAUCUGCACCAGCUUCAUUGCAAUUGUUGGAGCAGGGAUCAUGCUGGCAAGUAAAGCUGCCAAAUCGUAUGAAAUGAUUAUUGUGGCGAGGAUUCUGUAUGGCUACUCCUCAGGUUUGGGGGAAGGCUCCCAUGGAAUGUACCUGGCGGAGAUUUCACCUACGAAGAUAAGAGGGAAUGUGACUCUGACCUCAGCGAUCUUUUUGUCACUUGGUAGACUGUUUGGACAGUUUGUUGGACUAAGUGAGAUCCUUGGUCGCGAGGAGCUGUGGAACUUUGUCCUCUGUGCCCCUGCAUCUUUCUCAGUGGUUCAGGUUAUAGUGUUGCCUUUUCUCCCUGAGUCUCCCAGAUACUUAUUCAUAGAGAAAGGUUCUGAUAAGGCUUGCGAAAAAGCUCUCCAGAGUUUGUGGGGCCAAGGUGACUACAGACAGGAGAUGGACGAGAUGUUGACUGAGCAGGCUGCCAUGGAGGCAGCCCCGCGAAAAAGCACCCUGCAACUCCUGAGGGACCAGAGUGUUCGAUGGCAGCUUCUCACCAUGUCCAUCAUCUACUACUGCAACCAGCUGUCGGGCAAUUCUGCAAUCAAUAUCUUCUCUUUUGACAUCUUCCUGAAGGCAGGCAUACCAACAGACAAGAUCCGCUAUGUUACUCUUGGUCUUGGAGUAUCUCAAAUCAUCACCUCCAUCUGCUGUGGGCUGCUGAUUGAACGUAUAGGGAGGAGGCCGUUGUUCUGGGGGGGUUAUGGUCUCAUGUCUGCCAGCUUGGUGUUGGUCACUGUCACGCUCAAUUUGAAGGAUUCCAGCUACUGGGUUCCAUACAUUUCUGCUGGUUUGAUCUGCCUCUUCGUCAUCUUCUUUUGCGGAGGACCUGGGGGAACCUCAAAUACUCUCCAGAGUGAGAUCUUCAUCCAGUCCGAUCGACCGACAGCAUGUGCAGUCUUGGGGAUGCAACGCUGGUUGCUCUUCGCUGUACUGGGCCUCGUAUUUCCAUUCCUUAUUGAUGCCCUGGACUCGUACUGCUUUGUGCUGUUCACCUGUGUCAGCCUGCUGGCUUGUCUUUACACCUUUUUCCUCCUGCCUGAGACGAAAGGGAAGACCAUGAUGGAGAUCUCCAAGGAGUUUAGAGCCAUCACCAUCUAUGGGAAAUCCUUCGUAGAGGAAAAGAGAGUGGAGACCAAGUUAUAA
Molecule: messenger RNA, 1536 nt
Organism: Anarrhichthys ocellatus (wolf-eel)
Lineage: Eukaryota; Metazoa; Chordata; Actinopteri; Perciformes; Anarhichadidae
Gene: slc2a9l1
Product: solute carrier family 2 member 9, like 1
Exons: 13
Coding region: 1-1536 (511 amino acids)
Biological process (GO): dehydroascorbic acid transport
Cellular component (GO): plasma membrane
Molecular function (GO): D-glucose transmembrane transporter activity
Source: RefSeq, a predicted model, not a curated record